CGUCCCCAGCAAACAUGUCGUGAAUUGCGCGAGAGAAUGUUGUGCGAGGCCAAGACAGCGCGUGAAAAUAUUCUACAGUUGCAGUUGUUGGAAGGAAAAAAGUUUAAGGAAACAAGAAAAUAUUUGCAAAAUUCAUGAGUUCAAGUGAAUUAAACUUCAAUGAAAUGAAGGCAAUUUUAUAAUUUUACAAAGCAGUGCUUAAAAAGUGUGCGAAUUAGCAAGAAUCUUGUGUAAGGUGCAAGUUUAUGUUAUUACGCCAAGGAAUCGCAUAAAAUGUGACCCAAUUUGUAGUGUGUGCGUGUGUAAUGAAGGUAAGAGGAAAUGAUAGUGGAAGUGGAAAUUGAAGUGGAACUGAUUGUACGAGCGCAUCAACCACAACAACAACAGCAACAUAGCGAAUGAACAUAGAAAACAUAAAAUACAAUUGAGAGAAUAAAUGCUAUAGCGUGAGUGUAAGUCUACCCAAGAGCGCUAUCAAAGUAACACGAGCGCACUCGUCGAGUGGGUUGUGCCACUGACAGCCAGCAAUAACAGCAACAAACGACAACAAAACACGGUAUAUUUUCAAUAGCAGCCUAGCCUCUGACGGCUGUAUUAUUUCGCGUCCUUCAUUUAUUUACGCCAGUGGAAAUAUGAAGAUCAAUGCAAAAAUGGCCACCCCUAUAGAGGAAAAGGUUGAUCAAAACUUAAAGAUCCGCACUGGUAUGGUAAAUGUCAGUGAUGGCAAAAGUAAACCAGAACCACUUAGACUGAAUUUAACUAUGGAACUGGUUACGUUACAAAGGUUAGAGGUCGUUACACCAACAAAUCCUCACAAUGGACCACCAAUGGAAUCAAAGGAGCGCAUGGUACAGAUUACGCGUCAAAAGCAAGGCGGCCUUGGUCUAAGCAUAAAAGGUGGUGCCGAGCAUAAAUUGCCCAUUUUAAUAUCGCGCAUCUACAAGGAUCAAGCGGCGGAUAUUACAGGCCAACUAUUUGUUGGCGAUGCGAUAAUUAAGGUGAAUGGCGAAUACAUCACAGCCUGCCCGCACGAUGAUGCGGUGAAUAUAUUGCGUAAUGCCGGCGAUAUUGUUGUGCUGACGGUGAAGCAUUACCGUGCGGCGACGCCAUUCCUGCAAAAGCAACUUGCCAAGGAGACACCCGAUUCGGACAAUGAUGCAACAUGUGCGGAAUUAAAGGCUGACGAAGGCUACAAGUCCUCGGUAAAUAAUGGCACAAUAAGUCGCAGCUGUAGUCGCCCGAUGUCGAUUUGUUCGGAACCGGAAAAGAAAUGGGUGGAUGUGGUGGCAGUGCCGCUGAUGAUGGCCUACGUAACGCGCUAUAUCUACGGCACGGAUAAGUUACGCCCCAAUGCGUUUGAAGUACGCGGCCUUAAUGGCGCCUCGACUGGCAUAAUACACUGUGAUGAUUUGGCCAUUCUCAGUCAAUGGCUUAAAUUGAUAACCGAUAAUGUUGUUGGAUUGACACAUUUACAAAUGAAGCUUUAUAAUCGCAAUUUUGCCGUAGGCGAGCGCAUCGAAUACAUGGGCUGGGUGAACGAGGGUGUUAUUAACAACAAUAUCUCCUGGCAAAGCUACAAACCACGUUUUCUAGUAUUAAAAGGCACUGAAGUGAUGCUUUUUGAAACGCCACCGUUAAAUGUCGCCGGUUUGUCGAAGGCACUGGUGGCCUACAAAGUCUAUCAGACGAUGUUUCGUGUCGUGAAGGAAUCGGAAACGGUGGAUAGUCGUCAGCACUGCUUUCUGUUGCAGAGUUCCGGUCAUGAGCCACGUUAUCUGAGCGUCGAGACGCGUCAGGAGCUGCUGCGCAUCGAAAAUAGCUGGAAUGCGGCCAUAGUGACGAGCGUAAUUAAAUUGGGCCGCAAAACUUUCGCCGUCUCACAUCAUGGCAAGAGUGGCGGUCUAACUUUGGACUGGCAGUCGGGUUUCUCGCUGGCGGAAGGUGCCGACUCGGCCAUCGUAUGGCAAUAUAAAUUUUCACAACUGCGCGGUUCCAGCGAUGACGGCAAAUCAAAAUUAAAACUACAUUUUCAGGAUCAUGAAACGCGCGCAAUUGAAACAAAAGAACUGGAAUGUCAAGUGCUGCAAAGUUUACUCUUUUGCAUGCAUGCCUUUUUGACCGCCAAAGUCGCCUCAGUUGAUCCGGCGUUUCUAAGUUCUAUACAGCAAACCUAAAAUCGGCGCACUGAAAACAUAUAAACAAACAACGCGGAUGAAAUUCGUGGCGCCACGCAUACUUAAAAAGCGAAAAUGUGCUACAAAUGUGGCAGAAGGAAAUUUAUUAUUGUAUUGAACAAUUCAAACGACAAGUAGGUACUUAAAAAAUUACAAACUAACUAAAACAAAAAAAUAAAAAAUAUGAAAACAAAAAAACAUGAAGAAAGAGAAAUAUUUAUAACUGAUAUUAAAGAAAAUUAGCUUAAAAUUUAUACUUAUACUUUGGCAUAUAACACUUAUAGAUAUUUAAAACAAUUACGAUACUUAGUAUGAAUAUAUUGGCAAGCAUGGCAAAUACGUGUGUGCAAAAAUUAUAUAAUAUAAUAUAAAUCAUAUUGAAUAUAAACGUCUGAAGACAUUGAAGUCUUAUAUGCGAUAUAUAGAUCUAAAUGCUACAAAGGACACACAUACAUAGUUCUAUUCAUAGAGAUCUGCUGAUCGGCAAGCAAAUGUUGGUGCAAGCGCGUAAGUUAAGCGGUUACCGCUAACUUUUUCCCAUUAUUAGUCAUUGUUAAUCAUUACUAUUAGCUUCUUAUAAUUAAGGUAUGUAAUUAAUAUAGUUAAAUAAUGUCAGCUCUACGGAUGCAAGAAAGUUUAUUUUCUACUUUUGUUUAGCACAAGAAAAACUUAUGCACCAAACAAAUGUUUAAUCCUAUGAAAAUACAUAAUUAUAUAUAUACAUAUGUACAUAUUAAUGGUUCAAUGCUUCUAAAGCUCUGUUAUUUUAAAGAAAAUUUAACAUAAAACUGAAAUUUUAUAUAGAAAGAUAUAAUUAUCCUACCAUUUGCCUACUUUCAGCUCUUUGAGACCCAUUAAAUAUAUAGUAUAAGGUGCAGAGUGAAAAGUAUUGAAUUUUAUGUAAAUUAAUCAAUGAAUUUGCAAAAAGUGGAUUCACAGUAGUAAAUUGAAGUCAAAUAUUAUUUUAAAAAAUAUACUGCAUGUUAAAUUUAAGCAUCAAAAUGUUCUCUAUUCCCCGAACAGUUACUUCCUUAUAUUAUGACUGGCAUACAUCCAAAAUUGUUAUUCAUUUUUAUAGUACCAAAAUGUUUAUCUGAGAAAAAGAAAAGCAAAUCUGCGAAUAGCUAUAAAAUUUAUUUCACAGAGUUUAAAAAAAAUUGGACUCAUUUUUAUUGAUAAUAAAUUAUUUUAAACCAGCGUAUAUUUAGAUUGACACGAAGUUUAUAAUGCCCAAAAGGAAACGUCGUAGAUAUAAGCCAUGUCCGUCUGUCUGUAUAUACACAAACUAGUCCCUCAGUUUUUAGAUAUCGAUCUAAUAUUUGCACACCUAUUAUUCUCCCCAAGAGGCUGCUAAUUCUUCGAUACAAUACAAACAAACUAAUCGAUCAAAAUGAAUUAUAGAAAUUAUGUAUUUGAUUUGACAAGAUAUUUUCUCAAAAUGUAAUAUAAAUCAAGGCACAAUCACUGACCAAAUUUAAUCAAAUCUCUAUAGCAUGUAGCGGUCACCGAAAAAACUAUAGCUCUUAUGUUGAGGAUAGGUUAGGUUAAAAUGACCAGCUAUCAUAGAUCUACUGGUCUUAAGUAAUUACAGAUGGAAAUUUAAUUUAAAUUUUUUAUGAAGUUAACUCUUUUAUAGCGAACUUUAGCUCUGAAAGAGCGACUAGAUAUCUACAAUAAAUACAAUACAAUACCUGGUUGUUCAAUAAGUUUUAUCUUUUGAUAAGAAAAACACAAUUUUAUGAUAUAAAAUUCACUUCAGUAUUCAGUAUAAUCCCCCUGCAUAUUAAUAGACUUGCUCCUACGAUCUUCCAAUGUGUGGAUCCCAUCGCUAAAGUAAUCCACAAACAAAAUUCCUCUCGCAUCCCAAAAAACUGAUGUCAUAACCUUCUUGGCCGAUUUCCGGACACGAACUCAUUUCGAAGCCGCACAAUCAGGUUCAUACCACUUUUUAGCCUCUUGUUUUAACUCAGGAUCAUGGUGAUAGACCCUAGUCUCAUCUAUACUGAUGAAUCGACGCACAAAAUCCACUUUAUUCUCUUUGAAACGCUCUAAAUGUUGCUGAGAAAGUCGCAUACGAAGAUUUUUUUGUUCAAUUGUUAGCGAAAGCGGCACCUAUUGUGCACACAGCUCUCUAAAAUUCAAAAUUUCACUUAAAAUAUGGCUCACACUGUCUAAUGAGAUAUGUAUAGCUUCUACCAAAUCUCUCUUAGUCAAUCGGCGAUCUUUCAAAACCAUAUCCUAUAAUUUGGCUAUGAUUUCUGGUGUUGAUGCGCUUUUUGGAUGUCAUUCACGUGGAUCAUCUUCAAGGCUUGUACGACCACGUUUAAAUUCAGCAACCCAUCUUUCUGCUGUUCUAAUUGUAGGUGAACAAUCAUUAUACACUUUCAACACUCGUUUAUGAAUUUCUUGUGAUGCUACACUUUCUAAAAUAAGAAUUUUAUCACUACACGAUAUUCAAUUUUUUCCAUUGUAAAAAAAUACUGUGACACGGCGACACUUAAUGGCUUGUAGACAAAUCAUCAAUAGACAGGUUAAAAUGAAACUUCACUUACGUGCAUAUAGUGCACCAAAAAACAAAAAAACUUUGGGCUAGUAGCAACCCACUUUUUUAUUGAACAACAAAACUUAUUGAACAACCUGCUAUAAAGCAUGCUCUUGCACAUUAAAUAUGUUUAUGCUCAAGACAUGCCAUUUAGCGCUGAUCCAAUUGUCCAUCCUUUCGAAAAUUUCAUUGUAUAUCGUUUUUAAAGACUACUGUAAUUCCUGUAUUAGCUCUGUAGCCAGACAGAUGGCACUUUUGGCAAUCUUGUAUAGAUGUGCUUUUUAUUUGUUAAGGGUAUUAUAGUUUCUGUGCAAUCGACGUAUAUAUAUGUUUUUUUAUAGUUUUACUAAUAAUAAAAAGCAUAAAUAUAUCAUUUCUUGAAUAGUAAAAUCAAGGGUAAAUAGGCGUUUAUCUGUCGCUAUAUUGUAGUGGUCGAAGUUCAUUUUUCUAAGGCGCAGGAUGCGAAUACUAGUUUCCAAACAACAUCAAAUAAAUGUUCUUCGAAGGACAAUUACUAUGCGCAAUAUAUUGAUGAACCUUCUAGCAUAUUUUUGUAAUGAAAAGUCGAAUGCAUCAUGUAAGGACUCAGUAGCCAUUCGGAGAUGGCUUUUUUUGUAGGUGUAUAAUAUUCUUACAGUCAAGCGGUUAUCACACUUAUUUCAAUACCAUAAAAAAAUUUAUAAGUAUAUUUUAUGAUAUAAAGUCGCUAAGCAUAUACGCAUAAAUAUAUCACAGCGUUAAACUUUUCUUCACUCACAGGAAAGUAACUGAUUUGGGGGAAAA
Bactrocera dorsalis (oriental fruit fly) is the source of this 5499-nucleotide messenger RNA. RefSeq names its product gamma-1-syntrophin (gene Syn2). Gene Ontology annotation, cellular component: intracellular anatomical structure; dystrophin-associated glycoprotein complex. The coding region runs from base 633 to 2174 and encodes 513 amino acids. NCBI's taxonomy places the organism in Eukaryota, Metazoa, Arthropoda, Insecta, Diptera, Tephritidae. The transcript is spliced from 11 exons. The record is from RefSeq and is a predicted model, not a curated record. Gene Ontology annotation, molecular function: structural molecule activity; protein binding.